Molecule: messenger RNA, 2014 nt
Organism: Prorocentrum cordatum
Lineage: Eukaryota; Dinophyceae; Prorocentrales; Prorocentraceae
Source: the annotation of a GenBank genome assembly
CAGGUGCUGCUGGACGUAGAGCUGAUGAUCUGGGAGCUGCUGCCGGCGCCCCGGGCGGGCGGCGCGGCUCAGGAGAGCGCCAGUCGAGCCUGAGCAAGACGGGGUUGCAGGUGGAGCACGCGGAGGCAACUGUCAACGAGUGCUCGUCGGGCGAGGGCGCGCUGGACCUGCCGGCGGAAGGCGCGGAUGCUGCUGCCGAGCAGAGCUCGUCGGGCGAGAGCCUGCCGGAGCUCCAGGCAGAGCGCUCGGAUGCCACUGCCGACCGGUGCUCUUCGGUCGAGAGCCGGCCGGCUGUGUCGGCGGAGCGCGCGGAUGCAGUUGCCGACCAGUGCUCCUCGGACAAUAGCCAGCCGGAGAUGUUGGCGAAGCGCGUCGGGUGGAGCUGCAGGUGGAACGGUCUAGCUGUUUUUUGUUCCACUUCCCCUCGCUGAGUCGAGUCCAGUAAACGGAGGAAUUACGACGCCAGGCUGCCACGUCAAAGCACGGGUUGCAACGCCCGCAAAGGGAUAUUCGGACUGAGAAACCUGAACACGUGCCAAGGGUGCCCCGAGAAGGUGGGUGCGAAGGUACCCUGCUUCUGGGUCUCAUCCUGAUGGCAGGGUCCGUUUGACCUCCCGUCGUCAGGGUUUUGCGGCCUCCCUCGCCCAAGGUCAAGGUCGAGGGCGAACACCGAGAUCUGAGGCCACGGGCCCCGCGACGGCGCCUGGUGCUCGCAGCACCUAAGGUGGGAAGGGAUUGCAGCCCUUCGCUCAUCCUGCCGCUCGUCCUCCGACCCCCUCUGCUUACAAUUAUGUGACCUGCUCACUUGAACCCCACAGCAAUUUCACCAGUCGCGGGGGCAGCUGGCAGUUUGGCCACGGCGUUACAGUGCAGGCAAGGUCCCCAGUAUGAAGACGCUGUGGCUUGGCUCCCGUUUGACUUUGCAUGUUUUUUGCGGUGGACCCGCAGGCCAUCAGUGUAUCCACGCCGAUGUCCUGGUUGAUCGGGUCAGCGACUGAAUUGCAAAGGUUAGAGGUCGGCGUCGAAGGCGACACCAGCCUCAAAAGUAGAUUGCAGCUCCUGCGCUAAGUGACACCCACAGAUCGCACCCAGUUGUCCAGAUGGCCAUAAUUCACAUUCUCUGGACAUGCGUGAAGCCAUUGCAAUGCAAUGCCUAGCUUCGUGUGCCACUGGCGCGUUCUGACGAACUAGCUACACGGACUAAUCCUAAGAAGGCUUGCGGUCGAAUUGAUUGCUUUCUGAAGUGCUGCCUCUGGAUUGCAUCCAGCGGUUCAGUGGUGAUUGCUCGUGGUGCAGCUGAGAGUUGUGAGCAGGAUGCACAGGCCCAGAGCAUCACAUUAGCACCGUUGUUGCAGGUAUUGCUGCAAGCGGUAGCGAUAGUUCUCGUGCCUCUGUAUUCUUGCCGGGGCUCUAUUUUAAUAGCCAGCUUCAUUCGAGCCUUGGCGGUAGCACUUGCCCUUUGAUGGCGAGUGGUCUGCCUGGGAUAACUUGAUUGCACAGUGGUGUGAGGAGUUGGUAGUGUAUGGGUGCACGCUCUGUACAAACCAGAGCUGUUGCGUGGGAGAAUAGUUACUGCGCGUGACGGCUGGGCACUUGCCCAACACUGCGUCACCUGCACCAUCUAUCCGCUCUGCGACUCUUAGCUCAGCUCAUGCAGCGAUAGCGAUCGCCGUUCCCCGAAGCCGCACUCUGCCACUCGCUCCUUGGAUUUGCCAUUGCCUCGCUCAGGUCUCCACCGCAGCAGGUGACAGCGACGGGAGCCAGGUGUUCGACGUCAUGAGGUUUUCGUGGCGUGGGCUCUUCUCGACAUGUCGAUCCCCCAACCCUGGGGAUUGCUCUUUCCCAGAGCGCCGGGAGGGAUUCCCGUUGUGCGUUCCCCUGGGGGGCCCUUGAGGGGACCCCUCGAAGUCUGGCCGCGGCCACGCGGGAGAAGCCCGGCGGGCAGCCGGCGGAAGCCGGCGGGCGGCGGCCGCCCGCGGCACGAAUGGUUUCAGAUGGCUACCAGAUGGCCCAG